Molecule: messenger RNA, 3870 nt
Organism: Acaromyces ingoldii
Lineage: Eukaryota; Fungi; Basidiomycota; Exobasidiomycetes; Exobasidiales; Cryptobasidiaceae
Exons: 1
Coding region: 1-3870 (1289 amino acids)
Biological process (GO): intracellular transport
Source: RefSeq, a predicted model, not a curated record
AUGAUGGACGGAGCGGACGAGGAGGCGGAGCGACAGGCUGCGGCGGCGUCGACGUCGCAGAUGCGCCUGGGGCUCGUGGCCAACGCAGAGGGCCUUUCUUCGGCGACGACGACGACGACGACGACGCCGUCGCGUGUUGGCAGGGCGCCCGUGGCUCGGCGAUCGACGACGCUCGCGCAUUCACCGUACCCAAAGUCAUCGCCGAGGACGCCAAACCAGCGCGGGCGAGUGUCGCUGGUGGCGAAGAGAGAGGGGCUACCGCCGACAUCGCCGCAGUCGCCUGCGAUGAAGGCCGUCAGUGGCCUCCUGGGCCUGCUCUCGCCCUUUGGCUCGGGCAGGAGGGCCAAGCGCAGUGCUGCCUUUGGCGCAGACGACGUCGACGACGAGCGGGAGCAGGACGAGUCGAUGGCGCAACCGUCGCCUGCGCAAGGAUCACAGUCACAGACGGCCAAAGAGGAGGGACAGAUAGAGGAGGCUCACGAGGAAAGGGGACACGAGGGCACCGCGUAUCCCUCGCUGCCCGCACACGAGCGACAGCCACCCGCACCAGCGCAUACACCGUCAACAUUCGAGCAGGCACGCCAGGACACCCCCUCGCGGACCGGCUUUGGCGCACUGGCACGCUCUGCAAGGGCAAGCAACGUCUUUGGCGGCGGCGGCGGCGUACCCACUGCCCCGCCGCCUGUCUUUCACUUUGGCGCAGACCGGGACGAGGAGGAGGAGCAGGCGGGCAUGGCCAUACCCAGCGACAUGUCGAGUCCGCUGGCGAGGAACUACAGCCUGCUGUCGCGCUUCUUUGCUGAGAAGGCGCAGGAGGAGGCUGCCGCGCGCCGUCGCAGGCGUGCGCCCUCGUCGACGAUGCUCCACGACUUCGAUGGCGAUGAUGGCGAUGGCGACGAGGACGAUGAUCACGAAGAAACAGGACCAGGCCUCUCGGAGAUCGAGCUGGCGGGGUGCAUGCGCCUGAUCGAGCAGAGCCUGGCCGAGGGCCGGGCCAGCGAGGUGGAGCGGCUGCGGGGCGAGGCCAUCGCACGGGGCAUGGCCGACGGCAGCAUCGUCGGCCACGAGGACAUGCUGCCUGUGCAUGCGUUCGACAGCAGCAGCAGCAUCCGCCGCCUCGCCAGCCGCAGCCCCAGCCUGCCGCUCGGUGCCGCCGCUGGCGAGACGCCCGUCGGCGCGAGGGGCGCGCUCGCCAUGGCCAGCAAUGGCUCGGCGUCGCUCUUUGGCAGAAGGAGCACCGCGCGAGUACCAGCCUCGCAGUCCUUUCUCGCACCCGCCGCCUCCUCUUCCUUUUUGUUGCCGGGCGACGACGGCGGCGACGAGGGCGUGCGACGGUCCCUGGCCCAUGCCUUUGCACCGAGCGCGUAUGGCCAUGGGUCUGGGCCUGGUUCUGGGCCUGGGCUUGGCGGCAGCAGCAGCAGCAGCCGGCCUGGCGCGUCGGUGCUGCGGCAGGCGCCAGCGAGACGCCACCGUCCGCUGUACCUGGGCCCCGGCAUGGGUGCCAGCACCUCGAGCUCGCUCCUCCGCCGCCACGAGCAGGCGCACCGGCGAGCCGCCGUGGCUGCCCAGCGACGCGCGCUCCAGCAGCCCGCCACCCUCACCCCGCCCUCGUCGCAGGAGGGCGAGGCGGGCGGCGGUGGCGGCGACGAGGCGACGGGCAAGCGGCGGCGCGUCGAUGCCGAUGAUCGUACUGCUCCCUCGUCGUCCUCUUCCUUCAGCCCAUUCUCGGCGCAGGCAGACGAAAGACCGUUUUCCUCUUCCUCCUCUCCAGUCGACGCCAGGGCAGCAAAGGCACCGGUGGCUCCAACAGCAACGACAGCAGCAGCGACAACAACCGCAACAACCCCAAGCAGAACAGCAACGGCCGAUGCGAUGCUGAGCAUCCUCAGCUCGGGGCCCCAGCGGCCCGCGCGCGCUCGGCCAUUGGCUCCUGCGGCCUCCUCGCCAUCAGCAGCCGCCAGGACGGGUGCGUCUGCAGCGCCUACGUCUGCUGCGCCGCUCGCAGCCGAGUUUGUCAACCCGUACCAGCCGGCGUCGUCGCUUGGGCGCGCACCACGGCGCAGCACGCGCGAGAGCAGCAGCAGCAGCGUGACCAGUGGCACGGGCUCCGCGUCGCCCUCGUCGCUCACGAGUGCGCGCGAGAAGGAGCGGCAGCGGCUGCGCGAGGAGCGCGAGAAGCGCCAGCAGCAGAAGCAGCAGCAAAAGAAGCCGGUGGUGAGGGAGACGACGCUGGAUCUGCUCGAGCGCACGGCGCCGGUCAAGGCUGGCAGCAGGCGGACGCGGAGAGAGGCCAGUGGGAUCCGGCUCGAGGAGAGCGACGACGACGAGGAUGGCGAGGGCGAGGGCGAGAGAGGCAAGCAGGAAGACAAGCAGGACGACGGUGCAGCAGCGAGGAAAGAGGAGGAGGAGCGGCAGGAGAGGCAGAAGCAGGAGGAGGCGAGCAAGCGCAAGCAAAAGACAGACGAGAUCAAGAAGCGCAUGGACGAGCUGGCGAGCCAGAAGAAGCCGCAGCAGCUCCAGCCACCACAGCAGCAGCCACUACAGCAGCCGCAGCCGCAGCAGCAAUCACAAGCAGGCACACAGCAGCAGCAGCGAAAGUCGCUCAGCUUCAGCCCGGCGUUCGCGCCAAAGAAGCCCAGCCCGCUCUCGCAGGCGGCCACGAGGGCUGCGCCAGACUCGCCGGGCUCCUCCUCCUCGUCAGAGUCGGACCGAGAGACGGCGUUCUCGCCGCAGAAAAAGGUACCGCCGCCGGCAUUCAGCUUUGGACAGAGCAGCAAGCCUGUCGAGGCUGACAAGGCCGCUGCGUCUGCGACCGCCCAUCCACCUCCUCCAGCCAGCAAGCCGUCGCCGUUUGCCUUUACUACCCAGCCAUCAGCGACGGCGAAGGCGACGACGGGCGAGACGACGGGCGAGACGUCGGGCAAGAGCAGCUCGAGUCCCUUCUCUUUUGGAGCGCCUGCGACGUCGGCCAAGCCUGCACCCGCGCCCUUUUCCUUCGGCACGCCGUCGAGCAGCCAGUCCGCCUCCACGUCGUCCUCAGCAUCAGCACCAGCAACAGCUCCGUCAGCUCCGUCAGCUUCAGUAGCAGCACCAUCAACAGCAGCACCAGCAGCGCCAGCCACGAGCAGUACAGCAGCCCAGCAGCCACAGGCAGAGGCUCUCCAGACGCCCGUCGCGUCGCUGCCCAAAUUUGACUUUGCCCUCCAGCUCGUCGUGCCGAAAGCGAGCAAGGAAGAAGAUGACGAGGUCCAUCAAAGGGCGGCGCGCGAGGCGGCAGAGGCGUCCCUGCCGCGCUUCUCCUUUGACCUGCCUGCGACGUCUUCAGUCGCAUCUUCGGCCACGGCUGCAGCACCGCCUGCAGCACCGCCUGCAGCACCACCUGCGGCCACCAGUGCACCAUCAACGUCGACGGCUGCGACGGGCAGCAGCGCGGUGGCCGCAUCCAGCUCGGCAAGUGCAGACUCAUCCCCAGCACCGGCAGCCGACGAACAGGGAAAAGAGGGCAGCAGCAGCGGGCUCCUCUCGGGCCAGGGCGAAGGCGAGGAGGACGAGGAGACGGUCCACUCGGUCCGCGGCAAGCUCUGGAAGCUGACGAGCGGCAGCUGGACCGACCUGGGCAUCGGCCAGAUCAAGGUCAAGAAGCACCUGUCCAACUCGACCCGGCGCCUCCUCGUCCGCAGCGAGGGCAACGGCCGCGUCACGGUCAACUUCCGUCUGCUGCCCAGCUUCAAGCCGAUGCGCCAGGCCAACGUCCUCACUUUUCUCGGCUUCGACGAGGCGGGUCAGCCGACAAAUUUCCGAUGCAAGGUCAAGCUCGAGCAGUGGGCCGAGGAGCUGAACGACGCCCUCGUCAAGCAGGCACAGGGAUGA